AUGGAAGAGGAAUAUCUCAAAAGAGCCACCGUCUCGCCCCACUGGCUUGACGGCGGGAAUUCAUUCUGGUACCGCCGUCACCUGUCCGCUGGAAAGUCCGAGUUCACACUCGUGGACUGCGUGAACCAGACCCGCGGACCCGCUUUCAACCACGAGGCUCUGGCUGACGCGUUGAGAAGCCGAUCCGAAUCAGCAGAGCUUGGACAGGACAUAGGCCCGAACUCGUUGCCCUUCACCUGGAUCGAAUUUUCUCCAGACGGCUCUUCGAUAGGAUUCGUCUGGAACAAAAGGAAAUGGGGGUUCAGCUUGGACAAAGGGCUUAUAGAACGGGACGGCAACUUUGUUCAGGCCAGAGACCAGCUUCUCACCAAAGAGCGCCCUUCUCGCCCAGGGAGCCAGGCGACAACUGUCACAUUCGCCAAUCAUACCGAUGGCCCUCUGUCCCUCUUUUGGAUCGACUUCGACAGCAAAGCAAAGCUCUAUGAAAAGAUCAGUCAGGGCAAGACACGUGAACAACGGACAUAUGCAGGCCACGUCUGGAAACUGGUCAACGAGGAAACAAAGCAGACCAAGGCUAUCUACGUCGCUCCCGACGAAAGCGAGGACUACAUCGUCAUCGAUGAGAGUACCAUGACGGAGGAGAAAGCCAAAGACGGUGACGGUGACGAUGACGAUGAUACUGGUGCUAUCGAAUCUAAAGGACAGGAUGUGAACAGGGAGCGAGUGGAUCCUAUGACCCAUAACAUCUCGGUGGCAGGAAACAAUGUCUGGCUCACAGACGACGAAGGCCAUCGGACCAAGCUAUCAUCUGACGGAACCAUGACCAACCCAUACGACGGCGACAAGGUGUUUGCAUCCCCAGAUAAGAAAUUCGUCGUCGUAUGGCAAUACACACCGGAAGAGUACCACGUCCUGCAUCUCCGAGAGUCAGCGCCCGAGGACCAGCUUGAGCCAAAUUUGCGGACAGUGCCGUACUUGAAACCAGGCGAUCGUGUGAGAGUUGACCGCCCCCGGCUGUUCGAUCUGGAUUCGAGGUGCGAGGUGCCCACGAGCGACCUCUUGUUCGACAACCCGUAUAAGAUCAAGGACGUGGGCUGGGACGAAGGCAGCUCCGAGUACCGCUUCAUCUUCAACGAACGCGGCCACCAGAAGCUCCGCCUGAUAGGCAUGAAAACGACUGGCGAGGUCAGAACCCUGAUCGAGGAGAGCAGCGAGACCUUCGUCGACUACUCCAGCAAGCUGUACCACCGCCUAGUUGACGGCACGGAUAGCAUGCUCUGGUUCAGCGAGCGGGAUGGGUUCAACCACAUAUAUUUCUUCGACCUCAAGAGCGGCCAGCUGAGGAACCAAGUCACGAAAGGGCAGUGGAACGUUCAUUCUGUCACCCACGUUGACGAGGAGAAACGGCAGAUCUGGUUUCAAGGAUAUGGCAUGGUCGCUGGACAGGACCCCUACCAUGCGCACUUGGCUCGCGUUGACUUUGACGGGAAGGACUUCAGGGUUCUGACCAAAGGCGACGGGGAUCACCAAUGGACGCUGUCCCCGGGGCAUCGCUACUUCACCGACACGUGGUCACGGGUUGAUCUGCCGCCUCGGUGUGUUUUGAGAGAUUUGGAGACGGGAGAUGAGAUCCAGGAGUUGGAAGGGGGAGCAGACGACAUCGAGCUCCUCCUUGCCAAAAGGUGGGUGGCUCCAGAAAGAUUCACAGCGCCCGGGAGGGACAGCGAGACAGCAAUCUACGGGCUCAUCAUCCGCCCGUCGGGUUUUGACGCAUCAAAAAGGUACCCGAUUAUUGAAGAUAUCUACGCUGGUCCCCAUGGUUUUCACACGCCAAAGAAAUUCUCUACCCUAUCCAAACAGCGCAAGUGGGCGGACCAGGGCUACGUGGUGGUCAUGCUAGACGGGAUGGGGACCAACUGGCGGUCAAAAAGGUUCCACGACGUGUGCCACAAGAACCUCAAGGACGCCGGGCUUCCAGACCGCAUCGCAUGGAUCACGGCGGCCGCCGGGACGCGCCCGUGGAUGGACAGAUCCCGGGUCGGCAUCAUGGGGGGCUCGGCCGGGGGCCAGAGCGCCGUGGCCGCGCUGAUCCACCACGGCGGGUUCUACAAGGCCGCCGUUGCCGACUCGGGGUGCCACGACAACCGGAUGGACAAGAUAUGGUGGAACGAGCAGUGGAUGGGCUACCCGGUGGACGAGUCCUCGUAG
Molecule: messenger RNA, 2208 nt
Organism: Diaporthe batatas
Lineage: Eukaryota; Fungi; Ascomycota; Sordariomycetes; Diaporthales; Diaporthaceae
Exons: 1
Coding region: 1-2208 (735 amino acids)
Biological process (GO): proteolysis
Molecular function (GO): serine-type peptidase activity
Source: RefSeq, a predicted model, not a curated record